Molecule: messenger RNA, 1119 nt
Organism: Anas platyrhynchos (mallard)
Lineage: Eukaryota; Metazoa; Chordata; Aves; Anseriformes; Anatidae
Source: RefSeq, a predicted model, not a curated record
UCAGACUUGGAGUACAUGGUUGUCAGGCACAACGGCACCUUCAACACAAGCCAGCCCUUCCAGGUUACCUUAACGUGCAGCCUGAUGAUCCUCAAGUUCCCCUUCGACACCCAGACGUGCAACAUAAGCAUCGCUUCAUUUCUCUACCCAGUAACAGACCUGGUCAUGAAAAUCAAACGGACGCCAGCUGAGAUGAUGAAAAACAGCCAGAGUUACUUCCUAACUGAUGGAGAAUGGAAGUUCACCAACCUGAGCAUCGGUGAAUACAGAGAAGGGUUGGAUGACGAAGAAUAUCCAGUGAUUGUCUACAAGGUACAUUCAUAUUAUGUUGUCCCAGUAUAAAAAAAUAAAAUAAAAAAUGAAACCAGAUGGCUUUUCACGUUAGGGAAUGAGCAGUCACUCAACACAGCAUUAUUAUCUCUUACCUACAUUUCUUUCACCUUCCUCGACAGAUUUCCAUGGAGAGACGACCGACUCUGUAUGUUCUGAACCUGAUCCUGCCCACGUGCGCCCUGUACCUGCUCGAUAUGGCUGUGCUGUUUGGACCCAGCUCCCUCGAGGAGAAAAUCAGCUUCCAGAUUUCUAUCAUCCUGGGCAGCUCCAUGUUGGCCGUGAUUCUCAACAACAUGCUUCCUACUUCCUCCAAUGAACCACCCAUAAUAGUGAUAUUCUUCUUAGGCACCUUCCUGUUAAUGAUCAUGGCUGUGUUAGACACCUUCUUCCUGCUGCACCAGCAGCACAAAUCCCUACGCUUAGACAAGGCUCUCAGAAGCAUCCAGCAAGGCGUGCACACCAAGCUGGCAACGACAGAGGCCAACAACCAGGCCACGAAGCACCUCGCCAAGAAGAGCCAGGAAAAAGGGCAGCAAGCCAAGCCCCACUGGAAACCACAGGAGCAGGACCCCGUUCUGCCAGUCCUGGAGAAGGUGCUUCUCUACAGUCACUUAUUCUUGUCACUCUUUUUUUUUGCUGUUAUUUCUAUAAAAUGGAGCAGCUAGGGGCCAGCUCUGUGUUACGCUCAUUCAGUCGUUCUCAAUUUUAUUGUUUCUAAUCCCUCCACUGUCUUGUUUUUUUCUCCUGCUUGAUUCAUAGAACUGCAGAUGUUUCAGUUGCCUAAAU